Botrytis sinoallii is the source of this 4863-nucleotide messenger RNA. RefSeq lists its product as uncharacterized. Gene Ontology annotation, cellular component: cytosol; RQC complex. The record is from RefSeq and is a predicted model, not a curated record. Gene Ontology annotation, biological process: ribosome-associated ubiquitin-dependent protein catabolic process; rescue of stalled cytosolic ribosome. Gene Ontology annotation, molecular function: ribosomal large subunit binding; ubiquitin protein ligase activity. The transcript has 3 exons. NCBI's taxonomy places the organism in Eukaryota, Fungi, Ascomycota, Leotiomycetes, Helotiales, Sclerotiniaceae. The coding region runs from base 1 to 4863 and encodes 1620 amino acids.
AUGGGCAAACGACAAUUCAAAUCGCAGGCUUCUAGCACUCGUGCUUCAACUGCCACUGGCGCCGGCUUCGGGUUUGGCUUUACCACAAAAGCUACCAGAUUAUCAUACCUUACAGAACCAUCAAACCUCUCUUCCAUUAGUGAUGCAAAUGUCAUUCUAUCAUUUAAGAAUCUUUCGAAGAAAGAUGCUACAACGAAGUCGAAAGCUCUAGAGGAUUUGCGAACGUUCGUUCAGAAUCAGCCAAACGAGCAAGGAGGCACCGAAGAAGCAAUUUUAGAAGCUUGGGUUGAUGCCUAUCCUAGGAUUUCCAUAGAUAAUUCACGUCGUGUUCGCGAGCUGUCUCACAGCAUACAAUAUGAGCUUCUAAAAUCAGCCCGGAAAAGAAUGGAAAAAUAUAUACCCAAAGUCGUAGGAAGCUGGCUGGCAGGAACAUAUGAUAGAGACCGAGCAGUGGCACGAUCAGCGAUGGAUGGUCUAACAUCUUUCCUCGAUACGGAUGCUAAAAUGAAUAUGUUUUGGAAGCGUUGCCAGAAUGAGAUCCUCGACUACGCCGAAGAAGCUUUGAAUGAGACUCCUAAUACUUUAAGUGACGAGAGAUCUGUCCCAACAGAAGAAGCAAACGAAAAGUACUUCCGUGUGAAUAGCGCCAGUGUAUCCCUUCUCGCCAAUCUGCUAGCCAAGCUAGGUGAUGAUGAUAUGCUUAAGCAUCAAGACAGGUACGAAAAGGUUAUUUUCGGCAACAAAAAACUAUGGACGCUGGCAUCAUGCGAAGAUGCUUCCGCAAGAAAAAGUACUGAUAAAUUACUCGUGCUUUGCCUAGAGAAGCAAACUCAACUGGUCGAGAACAACCUUGAGACUAUCAGUCGUGCAUUCAUAUCUGAGGCAUUGAGAUCUCCUCAAUUAACAUCUGCCUUGCAACUAUUGGAGACUUUGCACCAACUAACCAAAAAGUUUCCUCAAGUAUGGACUUCUGCGUAUAAGGCUAAACGAUUUACUGCUACAGGCGACCUGAUCUCUUUUGUUCAAAAAGGCUCACAAGGCUCUUCCGCUGCUUAUUGGCAAACAUUGCGAGCUCUUGUGGCAAUUUUACCAAUAGAUGUUCUGCCUCAAAACCCCAAUUCUAUCCUGGAGUUCUUGGAGGUAUUUCGCAAGAGUAUCAACCAGAGGGAGGAGAGUAGGGCCAACUCUUCAGAAGCAUGGCUCGCUUACGGAGAAACAUCCAACAUCUGUAUCGUAAGCCUGUCAACUUCUCAGCAAGCGGAGAUUGUCCAGAAAUCUAUAUAUCCCAUGUUUGAGCAUUAUUUACAUCCAUCCCCAGAAACUUCCGAAUGGCUCAUCAGAAACAAUACACCAUCUUCAACUAUAUCUGCUUGUAUCUCUAGCUUAGCGAAGAACUCCAACUUACAAAAUUCUCUCGCCGAAGAAUGGCAAAAGCUCGCCCAAAAUUUUAUCACAAGAAUUCAAACAUCAAUGCCAGAGCAAUCUAAAGAGUAUUCAUCUUCUCAAGAUGCUGUCAUGGCUGAAGGCCACCGGUGGUUUUCACUUCUGUCUGACGUCUUCAAAUUAAAGGAUCUUACAGCUGAUCAAAACCCACUCCUUCAACCUUCGAGCAAUAUUAUAGAUAGUACUCUCCAAGUAAUUAUCAACAGGAAUGGGAAACCCUACUCGGCUGGGGCAGUACUAGAAUCGGCGCUGAGAUACUCUCCGCAGCUAAUGGAAGCCUCCCCCUCAGUCUUGGAAGCCGUCAAAUCGUUCAUGGACACCCAUCUUCCUAAAUUUCUUUUGUCGCCAUCAUCUUCAUACUUAACUUCAGCUUUAGACCAAUUCAGUUUAGUUCCUGGGCAGCAAGACUCUUAUAAGAGUAUCUGGCAGACGGCUAUUGAUGCUCUGCUAUCGACCCCCAAGAAUCUGCAGCGACAGAAAACGAUCACAGCUCUGAUAUCUUCGAAUGAAAUUUCGGAUUUGGUUCGUGAUGACCAAGCUCUCCAAGAUGUUCUCCUUGAGACUUCUCGUGACGUGGUCGAAGGCAAUAAUGAGGAAUGGGCACUAUUCGAAGCGGCAGUAAUUUUUAAUGGGUUCUCCAAAUCAACAGAAAAGUUAUUGCUUCAAAGCCUAAUCUCUGUACUAAAUGCUUCUAACCCCAAUGUAAAUCUUGUCUUUCAGGCACUCGAAUUACUAUCCAAAAGACGACCUGAAGCUAUUCGAGACGGAGAAGCGCAUGUAGAUUUAAUCACGAAACUUUUGGCAUUGACAGAACUCUCAGAUUCUGAGCUUGGUAAACGGGCUAUGAAUUUACGAUCGGUAGUCGACAACGAAAGUGGUGUCACUACUUCUUCUGUAGUUCAUAUACUCAAAGGAAAUCUGGAAAACGCAAGUCCUCAAUCACUGACUAUCGAUACACUUGUCCAACAAGCAGAAGCGGUUAUCAGCACCUUGGACGACAGUUCGCACCAUCCCGGACUCUUUCCAAGUGUAACUAAAUGGUCCGAAGCUUUAGCCCCUCUGUUGGAUCAAGCACCAAAUGCUACUUUGGGAGUGAUGAGACCAUUUGCGGGAGCUGUAUUCUUGGCGCGCGCACAAAGUGGUAACAAUAGUAGUCGCCCUGGCAGAGAUCUAGAUGGCUAUUCCGUAGCUCUCAGAAUGGCAAUGUAUUCGGCACAUUUAAUUCGAGACCAUCCUGAUCGGUUGUCAAAGGAUGCUCUUGUCGAGAUAAUAUAUCUCAUGUGCUUGACUGUGGAACUUGCCAAUGACCAGCUCGAUCUACUAGAGAACAACAAGCUUUUCGUGUUAUCGUCGGAAGAAGCUAUUGCUGGCGUGCGCGAUUUUGUGGACCGAAUAUAUCAAGAUUCAUGGUCAUUCAUCGUACUACACUCGAAAGCUUGGCAAGAUGGUUUCGAGUCGGAGUCACCGCUUGAAUUUUCGGGUAUUGUUCACAUCCUUAUUUCAAAGCUGAUAAAUGCUUCCUGCGGCGAUACAUCUACGUCGUUCUACUCAGCUCGUGUGUUGAGCCAUCUACUACCCAAACUUGUUGAACAACAUGGAUGGCAAGUGGGAGGCGAAGAUUGGAUCUCCAGCCUCGAAAUUCUCAAAUCAUCUACAUCGAACAUUCUUGGGGCUGUUGCCAUCUUGACAGGGCUUCACGAGACCCUCAGUACUAGCCAGCUUGUCAGCAACCUUUGCAACCGGAUCAUUAGUGAUGUUGCUAGUGCCGAUGCUCAAUCUGAAAAAACUCUCGGUCAACUUGUUCUCCUGAAUGCAACAUUAUCCGUGUACGAUAAUGAUGAUCUUCCUGUGGCACAAAAUCGAUUAGUGUUUGCGGUCAAGCAAAUUCUUUCAUGGACCCCGGAAAUUUCAGACACGAAUUAUCAGCUCUCUUCUGAGUCUUGUCUUGCUUUACAAAAGUUGCUCCCGGCGAUCAAAUCAGUCUACGGAUCAUACUGGGAGAAAACCCUCGAGUUCUGCAUCAAAAUUUGGCAAUCGAUGGAAAAUAAAGAUCACCAGGACCAAAUGCUCCCCAUGAUGGGGAUGUCUUUGAAACUAUUCUCAAUUUUACAAAGCUUACAAGAUGCCAAUGAUGACCUUGAGGAUGCUCGAGCUCAAUAUGGAGAGACCGCAUCUCAUUGUCUGAUCAAACUCACCAAGUUAUCCAGAUCUAAAUCAACGCAACCAGUCGAGUUUGUUGAUAAUAUUUUGUCGCGGCUAGUAAUUAAUAUACCUUCAAGUCAUAUUAAUGACAUCUCCGAGUUCUACCCGUUGGUAGCUUCAGAGAAUAGGAUGGUCCAAUCUGCAGCAUUUAGUAUUCUUCAUCGGGCUAUUCCUGCAGAGCAAGAGGAAAUCUCGGUCAAUGCCCUUCUUGAAAAGAAAGAUGCGCAAUUGCCAGAAGAAUUGCUAUCUCUUCUCUUAGACGCACCAUCUAUUCGAAACUUUGAUGACGAAGAGCUCGCAGAAUUUCCUCCUUCGAUUCGUAGCUAUUUACUUUCGUGGCAUUUAGUUUAUGACGCGUUUAGCACAGCGUCUUGGAAAGUGCGCAAAGACUAUUGCAAUCACCUCCAGUCAGAAAACUGCCUUGGAUCAUUCUUAACAUUUUUGUUCGAUGUGUUAGGCCAUUCGAAUGGUACGCCCCUCAACCUUGAGAAGGCACAUUUUGAUGAAUCAUCUAUUCGCACAUACGACACAUCACUAGCAGACAGUGAAACAAACGAGCGAAACUUUCAAUGGCUUCUCAUUCACCUAUAUCAUUUAUGUCUUAGACACACUGGCGAUCUUGCAAAGGCUUGGUUUUCUGACUGUCAAUCCAAACAGACCCGUCAAGCAGUUGAGACAUGGACAGAGAAAUACUUCACUCCACUUCUGAUUUCUGACAAACUUGAUGAAAUCGAUGAAUGGGCAGUUUCGAAGGAGGCUAAAGAAGGAGGCGAGAAAGAGCUCGAAAUUAAAACAUCGAAGGGCGCACGUUCCAUCUUUGCCAGCUACGAAAUCGAUGAUACUAGCAUACAAAUUGUCAUUCGAUUUCCAUCCAACUAUCCUUUCUACAACGUUAAAGUCGAGGGUAUCAAUCGUGUUGCCGUACCAGAAAAAAAAUGGAGAAGUUGGCUACUCAUCGUUCAGGGUGCCAUCACAUUCUCAAAUGGUAGUCUGAUCGAUGGAUUGACUACUUUCCGUCGUAAUGUUGAAGGUAGUCUUAAAGGACACACCGAAUGUGCUAUCUGUUACAGCAUCAUAUCGAGCGACAAGAAAACGCCGGAUAAGAAGUGCGGAACUUGUAAGAACACAUUCCAUGGACAAUGUCUGUUUAAAUGGUUCGCGAGCAGUAACCAGAGCUCGUGUCCAUUGUGUCGUUGUGCUUUUAACUAUGGUCGUUAG